AUGGAAAACGAGAAUGUUAGAAACCAAGAUUUGCUAUUAUUGAUAUACGAUUUUGAGGGUAAUAAUCAACCUAACGAAGAAUUGAUCGAAAAUGAAAACGCGGCGGUCGAUAUCAAUAUAAAUCUAUUUGAAACUAUCCAGCAACUUGUUCCCGAAGAUGAAGAAAUUGAACCUGAAAUGAACAAUGUACCUCAAGAAGGAGGAAACAAUAGACCUGAGAUUGAUAUGACCGCUGAAUAUGGGCUGCAUAGAGUCGAAGGUAGCAUGGACAUUUGGCAGGACUUAUUACUUGAACCAGACACAGACAACGCUGAACGCCAAAAUGCCGAUCCAAUGAUUAUAGAUAGAGAGGAGUUGAUUCGUAUACUUGAAAGUGGCGAUACUCAAGAUCAGUCUUGUCAAACGGAGCCUUGUGAAGAACUACCGGAAACUUCAAGUAAUGUAUGUAGCAUCUGUCGUGAUAAAAAUAAUGUUGCAUGGAUUUGGGUGGACAAGUGCUCAAAUUACAACAGGAUAUACACUAUAUACGGCACCACUCUGGACCGAUGGCGCUUCCAUACACCUGAGGAGGAACCUCUGGUCCUCCAACAGUAUCUUGGGUUCGACGAAACAAGAGCCAUAACUCAACAAUUGCUUCUGGCGCAACAGGCACUUCAGGAACCCACACUGGAGCGCCUCGAGCGUCAUCAUUCUCCUCAUUUACGUCGGGCGAUGUCUCCAAACCAUCGCCCGUCACCUCCAGCCCUACCAACUUCAGCUUUUCAUCCUACUAGACUGCCACCGACGAUGUCUCCGCAUCAAAAACAUCCGCUCAAUUUCAUCAAAUUACCUACUCCAAACGGGCCGAUCUCCUCAAAUUCUCCUCCAAGCAAUAUUGCACCCUCUCCUUUGAACUCUUCGCCUUUGAAUCGUUUACAAAACAUGCAACUUUUUGACUUCCGGAAGCUUGGUGCUGGACACGCAGCUUUUUCUUCAAGAGUAAGUCCCGAACGAAGAAGAAUAUCUGAAAACGAAUCAGUUGGCUUGAAUCUUACUAGAACAACGUCGAUGGCUUCUUGUCUGCCUCCACCGUUACCUCCGCCUUCAUCUUUGAGUCAUUCUGCUGCAGCUAUGGUAGCAGCAUCAGUGAACUCCCUUGCUGCUGCUAGUUUAGUAGCAUCUUCAUUUCCAGGCUUAAUGUCAACAAGAAUGUCAACUGGAAGUAAAUCUCCAUCUAGUGCUGACGUCUUGAGUAGUGGAAAUACAAACAGUGAAGAAGACGAUGAUGGUGAUGAAAAUUCCCAUAGUGUUUUAAAUUUAAGUAGAGAUAGGGAUGCUCUUAAAAGUCCAAGACAAACACGUAUUUUGCCCGGGAGAAAACCGUCCACACCUACCAAACGAUCGUGGGGUACACCAAAUUUACCUUUAAACUUAGGAACGCAGUUUAUCAAUCCCGCUACUGGAAAGAAACGAGUUCAAUGUAAUGUUUGUUUGAAAACGUUUUGCGACAAAGGUGCUUUAAAAAUUCAUUUCUCUGCUGUACAUUUACGAGAGAUGCAUAAAUGCACUGUUGAAGGUUGUAAUAUGAUGUUCAGCUCUAGACGAUCCAGAAAUAGACACAGUGCUAAUCCUAACCCAAAGCUACAUUCACCCCACCUUAGAAGAAAAAUAUCUCCUCACGACGGAAGAAGCUCCCAAGCACAUUCAAUUUUGAUGCCUCCGCAAAGUGGACUGUCCCUUCCGGCGGCAGCAGCAGCCCUUAGUCCAUUGAAUCCUUUUGGUCCUUUUCCUCUAUUGACACCACCACCGGAUAUGAAAUACCAUUCGUUACCUCCAAUGGACUUUAAACAAACGCUAGACCUAAGUAUUCAACGAAUGAAAGAGAGCAAAGGUACAUAUCCAGAUUAUUCAUCGGUUCAAGUAUUCUCGAAUAAUCAACAACAUUCGGAGGAAGAUGAAGAUGAUGAUGAUGGUAUCGUGGUUGUAGGAGGGGAUGAGGAAGAAGAGCAAGAAAAAGACAAAAAAGAAACAACUAAUGGAACAACUGAUGUUCAGGAGGGACCUGAAGAUUUGGUUAUGCCUGCAAAAAAGCAAAAAAUGUCAAUAUCAGAUAUAGAUGAAGACAUAACAAGUAAUGUUGAUAGUAAUGAAGAUUCACUUAGCGUCGUUGAUACCCCUAGCCUUAACGAUGAACCGAGUGUUCAAAUUAAUAAGAGAAAAAGAAAAAGUCAAAAUCCAACAAGAUGUGCUGUACCUGUGAUGAUGGAGGAUGCUGUUAGUGAUGGAGAUUCUUCCAAUGACGUAUUUUCUGAAAGAUUAGCCGAUCAGGUACGGCUAGAACAAGAAGAAAAAGAAGAGAAAGAAAAAGAAAAUAACAGUGAGCUGCCAGUACCUGUAGAAACCAAAAAAGAAUAUGCAAGCGAUACUCCUCUUGAUUUAGGAAAACGGAGUCCAGAUGUUAAUGCAAAUGAAACAGAAAAAAUUACACACGAAAUAAAAACUAGUAUAGCACCAUUAUUUACAAUAGAUAAGCUAAAAAAAGAAAAGCAGCAUCAGGAUUCGGAGACUCAGGAAGAUAUAGAAGACAGGCCGACUAGCUCAAUGGAAAGCAACAAAAGUGAUGAAUCAUUCGACUCUACAAAUCCAUUACGACAACUCGAAAGUCUUUCUCAUGGUCAUUUCAAUGAUCUAAUGGCUAGAGGUCUGCAUUUAGGUUUAGGAGGCCAACCUCCAUCGUUUCCUCCGUUGGGGUUUAUGAUGGGUACUGGUCCCCCAAGUCCCACUCGAUCUCAAACAUCCUCCGGAGGUAGUAGUAAUGGAAGAGAUUCUCCCGAUGAUAGCAGCCAACAUCAGUUAUUCGGGCAUUUUGACAACGGCCAGUUUAUUAGUGGUAUGGAUGUACCAGUAGAUAAAGAUAAUCCUCGAAGAUGUACAGCGUGUGGUAAAAUUUUCCAAAAUCAUUUUGGUGUUAAGACUCAUUACCAAAAUGUUCAUUUGAAACUAAUGCAUAAAUGUAAUGUAGAUGGUUGCAAUGCCGCUUUUCCUUCGAAGAGAAGUCGGGAUAGACACAGCGCUAACUUAAAUUUACAUAGAAAGUUAUUAUCCACUACUUCAGAUAAAUCUACAGCUAGUUUAUUUUUAGACAAAUCGCCGUUUGCCAGCUUAGCAAAUCCAGCUUUACACGGUGAUUUUCUCACAAGAUUAUACGCUGAAGAAGCUUUAAAAGGUCACCAUUUACCUCCUCCAAAUUUAGAUCAACUGAUGCUUAAUGGUGACCGUAUACCGCAUCCACCUCUUCUACUACCUCCCCUAGGUGGGCUUCCCUUUCCUUUAGGUAAUUUUAACCACUUUAGCCAAUUUAAUGGAUCCGCGUUGUCUACAACGCAUAAAGAACGUUCCUCGACCUCCAACUCACCUGUUUCCGGAUCACCUCCACCCUCAAACCUAUCACCUGCUCCUACCAAAUACAUCCACUGUGUCGAAGAAGAUCUUCCAACUCCUGAUAAGGAGGGUAAUCUUCCAUGCAGACUGUGCAAAAUCGCUUUUAGUACUACCGCGCUACUCAAAGAACAUUGCGAAAAACACCAUAUUUCGGAAAUGUUUAAGUGUACUGUGAUGGGUUGUCCAAAAGUGUUCGUUUCGCGAACGAGAAGGAACAUCCAUUCCGAAAAUGAAUCUCUCCACGCAAAUUCUCCAUCGAAAGACGCUGAGCUCUCGUGACCUUUAAAAAACGUUAUAGAUUUUAGCGCGAUUCCACUGUGGUGGUGAUCUUAUUGAGAGUACCUACUUAUUAAAGAUUAUCUUAAUCGAUCAAAUUUGACUGCUUGCUAUUUUCAAGGAAAUAGUUUUUUUAUAAUAUUUUUUCAUUGAAGCUAUUUUAUUGGGAGGUGAGUAAUGAAAAACAAAUUAAAUUCAUAUUCUGGUUGGUACUCAAAUUUAUUUUCACCAGUGAACUGAUUUAUUCUAAUUUUUUUAUAUUUGAGUAUGGAAACAACUAUUUGUACAACUGUCAAAUAACUUUACCGCAUUUCUAUUGAUGCCUGAAUGUUAACUUGUAAUUUCUAGUAAAGUUUGAAUAAUUACUUCCAAUAUAAAAUGUUACGAGUUGCUGCUGAUCAGAAACAUUAGAUAUUUCUUGAAAAGUUUUGUUUCCACAAUUUUAUCAGAUAUUUUAAUGUGUUUGGAGAAGAUGGACAAUUCUAUAUUUUGUUAUAAAUCUAAAUUUUUUGGCAACAAGAAUUAUAGAACUUCUUCUGAAACAGUGUCCUUUGUAGUCCUUAUAUGUGUCUUUUUCCAAGCCAUUUUCCAAUUAUCUUGCACAUAAAGUAAUUUUGUUCCGGUAUCAGCAUCUUGAAUACAUUUAUUGAUAUCAUCGUUUGAUUCACUUCUUUCUUUUCGCACCCUUCGCGAAAACGAUCCUAUGUUUUCCCAUAUGCAUACUAACUUUGAUUUGGAAGGAAGUACUAAGGAAGUAAAUGCAAGAUGUUGGAUGUUGGAUGUUGAACCAUCUUCUUGAAAAUAACUUCAAAUUUAAACAAUUAAGAGCAAAUCAGUUACUAUAGUAACAGCACAGGAAGACCACUGGAUGCUGUGAAAUAGUACUGAUAGCAUUAAGGAUAACAAACAACCACCAAGAUGUAUUGGAAGUAUUUAUUUUUGAUAUAAUUCAGACGAUGUGAAUUCACAUUGACAGUUAUACAAAACACGUAUAUCGCGUUUUUAUGGCACAUUCCAGAGAAUUUUUAGCCUCCACAAAAUAAUUCAACCGUGUCAUGUGCCGUUAAAAAAACACUCAUUAUACAAAAUAUGCUAUUUCAUGUAAUCAUCAUCAUCUUUAAAAAAAUAUCAAAGAUUGUUUGCAAUCUAUUGACAGAGAUGUGAAUAAUGCAAAUUAUGUAGAAAACAAUCCAAAUGAGGUGAAUAAAACAAAAUAAAUGUUGAAUAGAGAAAAUUCUAAUAAAGAAAUUAAAGAAGUUCUAGAAAAUAUAGAAGAUAUUUUUAUAAAAAUUUACUUAUCCAAAUGUUAAGCCAUACUAAUACAACGCUUAACUUUCAUUAUUUCUACUACAUUAUAAGUAUAUUCUAUGACGAAAAUUCAAUAAAUUAAUAAAAAUAAACAAGUGUGGAUUUUCAUAACUCACCUAACAUAUUAAUGGAGGUAAAUAUGAUGUUGCUACUUACCAUAGAACUGUUCUUAGUUUCGUUUUAAAUGUAAUCAUACAUUAAUAUUUUUUCUAUUUUCUCACCACUUUAAAAGUUUAAUUCAUAAAACUUACCAUAUUAUUAAGUUUCUUUUUAAAAUAUAUUGUGGUAAUUGUUUUUUGUAAAUAUCUGCAAUUUUAGAACCAAUAUUUCUCAUUAGCCCUUUAGAUUAGUCAUGACAUAUUCACAUAUUUUUCUCACGUAUAAUUUUUCAGUAUUUGACAGUCUAUUCACAGCUUGAAAAUUGAUCAACAAUCCUUGAUUACAUGUGUAAAGUAAUUUACAAUUUUUAUUUGAAUAAAUUGAAAUAUCUCGUUAAUAAAUUGCCGUGGAAUUCUUAAAUACCCUGUAUAUUUCGGUCCCUACUGAAAAUUUAAAAAUAUGCAAAACCAUUUCUUACUUUAAGACGAAAAUUUACGUCUUUCCAAUUGAAUUACAUCGCCCUUUUAGAAAUUAUUAUGACGUGGCUUUGCAAAUUUUGAUUUUUCUGUGGAGGGCGAAAUUUGGAGAGCUUUGAACACCCUGUAUGAAUAAUAACACGCCAAUGAACGAAAAAAUGAGAAACUUUAAGGAAAUAUUAAUGUAUGAACUUUAGCUUAUGAGAGAGGGUCAAUAAGUUCGUAACUUUUUGAAUGAAACACAGGUUUUUGUAUAAAAAUCAUUCUAUUUUUCGAUUAUACACUCAGCCCAAUCCAACAUUUUUUUUAUCCCAAAUAUUUUGUGAGAUUAUUGAAGUCCAUUUCCUUUUCAGAGUAAUUUCCUGAGGUACAAGAUAUAGCCACUCUGUCUAAAAUAACUUUUUUCUUGGACCCAAUUCACGGUUACUAGACAGCACAAAAAUUCAUGUCGUUAUGUUACGAUUGCGUUUAUGAUUCAUUGUAAUCAAAUAGGGUCCUCCCUCGUAGUCCUAAAGCUUUCUCAUACACAAGUAAUUCGAAAUUGAAACCAUCGAACCAAGAUACCUAAGUCUUGCACAAUUUCUGGUACCAUAUCGUUUUUGGAAUGUAAAAAUUCAACUAUUUUCUAUGGCUACCGAAUACAAACUAAAUGAUGCAGCUUAUUACACAGAAGUCAAAUGACGGAUGACUGUUGACAAAAGCAGUGUUGCUGUUUUAGUUCUAGGUGGGACAUUCAAACAGUCACGGACGUUUAUAUAACAAGAAAAUAAAAGCAGUCAUAUAUUCGAUUAAGUUAAUUUCGUAUAUGUGAUUAUAGAAUAGUUCAUAUUUCUGGAAGCCAGUUUCUGUAUGCUUAUUUAUUUGAAAGAACCUGCACUUCAAUAUUAAUAUAUAUAUAUAUAUAUAUAUAUAUAUAUAUAUAUAUAUAUAUAUAUAUAUAUAUAUAUAUAUAUACCUAAUUUUAUUUGCCAGUCUUCGAAUACUCAAAUUUGUACAUAUAUCUUAGUUUAGUGAUCUCUUCAUUUUGUGAUUGCAAGAAGUUGUAAAUGUAUAAAUAUUCACAGAAACAGACGGACCACAAUUGUCAAAAAGGGCACUAUCAUUUACGAAAAGUAAAGUACAUAAGGAAUUGAUGGUUUUAAAAAAAUUAAUGUUGAUACAAUAUGCAUUUUCAAAAAAUUAUUGAUUACAUAUUUACAUUUGAAAAAUAUUUGUUAUAACUGCUCUCCAAAAACGUAACAGUGGUCGAUAGAUUUCAUAUCACCCUUAAUAUACUCUACCCUAUGAUUUCAGCCCAAUGUUCAACAAGCUCUUGGAGAUCUUAGUAAAGCCAUUCUUUUUUGAAUUGCAUUUUCAACAUCUUGUUUGGAUUCAAAUUUGUCCACACAGGAAUUUCAUAAUGGGUCUAAAUAAAUAGUAAACUGACUAUAUGCAAUCUGAACUAACUGCUGGAUAUGGUAGCAACUCAACACAGUUCUUCGAUUUUUUUCCGCGUAGUAUGUCAUGUUGUAAGAGAACCCACGAUCGGUUAACUAAACCUGGAUAUUUUUCCAAUAAAACAUAAAUUCACAUUAGCUGUCCUCUAUAUACCUUGGUAUCCAUAGAUCGACUAUCUGGAAUGACUUAGAAUUACAUCAAAUCUUCAUAAUUCCACCAGACACACAUCAAGACUUUGCAACGGAUUUUGGUCAUUUUUUUCGCGUAAUUCGUCUGGCACUUUUAUAAUUUCUAUGUAUGAUGUCUUUAGGAAGUCAAAAGAAGUCCUAUAAUCGACGUAUACUGGAUUUCUACUGCUUCUCUGCAGGUUGAGCGUUAAAUCUCCAUUCUUAAAAUGAUUAAAUCAACGCUGCGACUUACUUAUUCAUAGUGUCUUUCCCUUAAAUUUCACAUUCUUGCUGUCUCAGCUACUUUAAACAAUUUUCACAUAUUAAAACCGACGUUGCUUAAAAGCCACCUCUGUAAAAAUGGAUAACUAUUUGACGAGCUUUAAUGACUCUUCAGCACAAGGUUUCUCGUUAAGAGCCUAUCAGUGUAACUGUCCUCUGUCGGGUUCCAAUAUUUGUAUGUAACUAAAAAAAAUGAUUCUGAAGUAUCAAUUUUCAAAUCUAUCUAAAAAUAUUUCGAGUAUAUUUAGAAAGUCUGAAUUUCACUCAUGUUUCAUUACUGUAUUCGAAAUCAAUUUUGUAGCUCAUAUUUUUCUAUAGGGACCGAAAUAUUUAAUUUAAUUAUGUAAUAAACAAUUGGCAUAAACGUAGGUAAACAUUAUUUUUAUUACAAUUUCGUAGUACUAAUAAUACUCAGUGAUAUCAAGAAUAUCAAGAAUUUUUUCUAUUGUUAUAUCCUAAUCACUUCAAUUCAAUGUAACUAUUAAAUUAACAUGUAUCAACAUUUAAAUGUUUUCAUUGUUCAAAUUAUUUCUACUCAUUUGAACCUCAAAGAAUUUAGAAAUAAAAAAAUUGAAGUACUAAUGUCUUAAUCGAUAUCAAAAAAUUGAAGUAAAUACCAAUUUUCAGAACCGUUAUGUUAAUAUAAUUAUCCUCUAAAUUCUGUCAACAUAGGUAAUUAGGGUUAUAAAUUGCUAUGGGAUAAUAGGCAAAAAACAGAAAUUGUUUAGGAGUUUUCGGAAACUAUGAUCUGAGGUCAAGUAGAUCAUCUAUCAGCUGAUUACGGAUCCUAACUCAGAAUCAGAUUUUUAUCCCAGUUUCCCACCAUCGCAUUCAUUUUUUUGUGAAAAUUUCAAAUGAUCUACAAGAACUUUUGAUUUUUAUUACAUUUGUAUGCUUUUAUUCUUCCAUGAUAUUUCUUACUUGUAUAAUAGAUUCUAGAUGUUUAAUAAUUGUUAAUGAGCAGUUAUAUUUACCCUCUCCCAUUCACCCCUUAUUUUUAUAAAUUUCUUAUAUCUUAGACCUUUUCAUGUAUUAAUACAUCUAAAUGUUCUUGAUUUUAGGUCUCUUCUGAUUUCAAAUUAGUCGCUUUUAUAAUUUUUCGAUGAGGUUUGGACUUCUUUUAGUCAUAGUGAUAUUGACUUUCUUAUGAAUGUGAACUAUUUCUAAAAAUUCUAUUUUUUUUUAUCGUAUCGAUGACCUCUUAGUCUAUUUUCUAAAUACUGAGAUGUUUGUUCUAUGUAGAUAGCAUCACAAUUAGUACUAGACCCUUGAUAUAUAAUUUUACUUCUUUUGUUAUUUGGUGUUUCUUGAUUUCAAUUUGGUAAAAUAUUUGGAUAAGUCCUCUAUGACUUAAUAAUUCGAUAGUUGUUGGGAAAGUCCUUGUACAUAUGGUAAGAAAAAAUGUUUUAUGUUCUGAUAUUUCGUUUCUGUUUUAUUUUUUAAUUGAUUGUAGUUUAUCCUUUUCUUGAAUAUGUUGUCAAUCAUUUUUUCCGGAUAAUUAUUUUAUUUUAAUUAAUUUUUUUGCUUUUUGAAAAUGUCUAUAUACCAAAAAGUGUAACAACCGCAAACCUCAGUCUACCAAUGUAAAAAGCAUCAUAUCAAAUGACUACCACCUGAUUAACUCCAUCAGUUUCCGACCAAUAUGGAACGUGAUCCGGGUUAGUUACCGAAUAUUCAUAUCAUAAUUGGAUUAACCCGAUCAUAGUUUCCGAAAAGUCUGUGGUAGCAGAUAGAAAAUACCUCAAGUGCCAGUGAGACUUUAAAGAUACACUACAGUGUCAUUGCCAAAGACUUGUUUUGUAAACCAAUCCAAAUAUUCAAGUCCACCAGAAGAAUCACCAAUUACCAAUAUUUCUAUGAGUGCAAGUUGACUUGAACACUUACUCAAACUAAUCAUCCCGACCUCUAGUCAUACCAACAAUCCUUAAUACUUAUAAAAUCUAAAUAGCUAUGAAUCUACAAUCAAUCGUGAAUUGAUGUAUAUGUACUAGUUCAGAAAUCUCUAGAACAUCGCUCUGUGAUUUAUCAUAUGCAGAAUAUGAGUAAGAUACCUGAUGAUACCUUCCAAGAAACCAUUGAGACAGAUGGACACCUGUUAGGUAAUUGUGAAGCUGUCCAUAGGAAGAAGAUGCAAUAUCUUGGCUUGAAACCGAAAUAACUAAUGGACGUAUCCCCUAGGAGGUAAUUUGGUUUAUUGAGACCUCGUCCUAAUAAUAAACAAUACAUGGUGGUACAAUAUUUGGACCCUGAUAAUCCAAAUGAUGCCUCAAAUAUUUACUGUAUUGAUAAAGUAGUGAACUAUAAGAUAAAUCUAUGGUACCUACGACACCUACCAAAAGAGGAUUCAAAUUUUGGUGGGUAUGGUUAAUAUACAAAACUUGAUGAAAAAGUCCCUAAAGCUCUUGGAAACAUACCAUCCUAAUCGCUUUUACUUAUUACUUAUUACCUUUUUUAAAAAAUGGAAACAAUGUGGAAUGGUUGGUUAAGAAUAAGGUAUACUUGCAGUUGAUUGGAAGUAUUUUUUAGCAGAAAAAUUAAGAAUGGCGCCUCUACAGAGGUUCAGAUCCAUUUACUACUUUAUAUGGACAAGGAUAAGUAUACAACGUUAUAAGGAAGCAUUUUCUAAUUCUUAUGGUUGCAUUUUUUAUAUUGAAUUUUUUGCAGAAAGUCUUAUAAAUUUGGAAAUGAUAGUACAGGGGAGUGGAGACCCUUCAAGAGAGUUAAAGAUGCUAUGAUCUAUAUGAGUCAAUAAAAACUAGAAAAAAAAUUGUAUAUUUGAGUUACUCGCGUCCCUAUCUCUAAUAAUUUGUAUUUUAUUUCUAGGAUUAAGUAAUUUCGACUAGUUUUAUACAAAAAAGUGUUUGACAUAUUAUUUUUGAAUAUUCUUAUGUAACUGUGAAUACCAAAAAUCGUAUUGAAACCAACUAGUACCUGUUUAUGAUUCUUUUGAUAUUUUUACUGUUUAAAUUCAAGUGACGCUAUGUGGUUGGUGCCCUUUGAUGUGGUUCGAUUAAAAAAGAAAUGUCAUAUCUAAAUUACAUGUUGCUUAAACAAUUAAUCCAAUCAAUGAUACCUAUAACAAUUAAUGUAAUCUCUUAUACUCUACUGGUGAUACAAUAUUUAGUAAUCUUCAAAUAAAAUGUAUAUUUAAUGUGCAAUAACUUUGUAAAUAUGCUGCAGUGCUUGUAAAUGUAUAGUUGUAUAUAUACCAAUUGUUAACCGAAGGGUAUUAUUUAAAUUAUUCGAUUUAAACUCCUUGAUGUAUACGAAAACAGUGUAAAACUAAAAAUCAAAAUAAACUCCUAUUCCAACUUCACCACAGCUUGUAACACCUCCACAUUUUCUUCAGUAGUGAACAACUUCUAACAAAACUUCACGUUGAAGACACCACAUCUAUUAUCUGCAAGGUGUCAAUAAGUCAUUACACGUAUCCUUUAGACCGAAAUAAGCCAUUGUCUAAAGUGGUUUAGUUUGUUUGCUGUUUUUAUCAAAAUCGAAUAAAAAAAAAUAAAAUUACAACAUUUUUGAAUACUCUCAUAAAAAUUAUUUUUUAUCUUUACUGUAAACAGCAAAAACAAUUGUUUAAUUUUAUUUUCGUUAUAAUUAUUUUCUCGAAAACCAAAUGGCUAUGGAUUAAGGUAAAUACGAUGUCUGGCUAUUAAGUAACGAGACUGGUUAAGAACAAGAGUUUUAUUAUAAAAAUUAUUCUACAUUCGAAUGCUUCCCUUCAAUAUAUUUCCUUCCCAUCACCACACACCUUUCCAUACGUUUUUUCUAUCGAUCGAAGCAGUGCAGGAAGUCUUCUUUGGUGAGGGCCCUUAGGAGCUCUGUCGUUUUUUACUUUACCGCUUCCAUCGGGUACCUUUCAAAGCAGAUCUAAUAUUUUUCUAACUUUUUCUAUAUCUGCGCUAGAAAAACAUCUGCUUUGAAAGGAACCCGAUUUGAGUCGAUGGUAAAUGGUGAAGGCCAUCAUCAAAGAGGACUUCCUGCUUCGAUCAAUGGAAAGGUGUGUGGCAAGGGGAGGGAACCAGUCUCGUUAUUUAAUAGCCAGACCUCUUAUACGUAAAUCGACUUAUUUUGGUCUAAUAUGUGUGAUGUGUGAACUUUUAUUGAUACCUUGUAUAUUUUACUUUCUCUUUUUCAUAACUGUAUACAUAUCAUAUUUAGACAUUUUACGUAUUUAAUGUCCUAUAGAAAAAUAAAUAAAUGGGAAUUAUUAUAAGUAAUCAACAAAAUAUAUGAAUGGGAGUUUAAUAAUAUUUUUUUUUGUAAAUCAUACUUGUAAAUGUCAUUUGUUACUGCGUAUUCACAAAUCCUGUGUACAGUUUAACAUGUAUUGCCUUUGGGCUAAUUAAAUUCUAUAGCUGUCG
Molecule: messenger RNA, 11835 nt
Organism: Diorhabda sublineata
Lineage: Eukaryota; Metazoa; Arthropoda; Insecta; Coleoptera; Chrysomelidae
Product: zinc finger protein basonuclin-2-like
Exons: 3
Coding region: 1-3699 (1232 amino acids)
Biological process (GO): regulation of DNA-templated transcription
Cellular component (GO): nucleus
Source: RefSeq, a predicted model, not a curated record